Messenger RNA from Pristis pectinata (smalltooth sawfish), 8620 nucleotides. It is a transcript of the gene smpd1, whose product is annotated as sphingomyelin phosphodiesterase 1. The transcript is spliced from 6 exons. The record is from RefSeq and is a predicted model, not a curated record. Gene Ontology annotation, cellular component: lysosome. Gene Ontology annotation, biological process: sphingomyelin catabolic process; ceramide biosynthetic process. NCBI's taxonomy places the organism in Eukaryota, Metazoa, Chordata, Chondrichthyes, Rhinopristiformes, Pristidae. Gene Ontology annotation, molecular function: acid sphingomyelin phosphodiesterase activity. The coding region runs from base 5963 to 7519 and encodes 518 amino acids.
CUGGAGGGAAUGGGCUCGGGGGUGUGAGUGACCCAGGUGGGCUCAGGGUUGAAGUGGGGACCUUGGUUGGACUGAGGGGGUGGAGAGGGUGAGAGUGGACCCGCCUGUGCUGGGCAUGUGAGGUGGGGGUGUUCUGCGGUUCCUCCCCGGGUUGUGGGUGCUGUACACUGGUCGUGGUGAGUUGGAGGGCGGGGUACCUGCCAUGUUACGAUCCCCUGGGCUGCACUCGUCCAGAGAAAUUUAUGACAAAUGGCAACCAUUUGGCCCAUCACAUCCAUGCUGGCAGAAAUUCCCGCUCUUGUCCCACCUCCCAGCACUGGGUCCGGGGACCUGCAGGUUACGACUCUUCAAGUACUGGUUAAAUGUUGUGAGCAUUCCUGCCUCUCCCACCCUCCCAGCCAGUGAGUUCCGGACUCUGACCAUCCUCUGGGUGUAGAAACAUUUCCUCAUUUCUCCUCUGCCAGUUCCUUAACAUCUAGAUCCUGUGGUUGUCCCUUUGGGAAUGGAGAAAAUCCUCCCUUUUAUGGUCUUGGCCCUUCAUAACUUGACACACAAUUACACCUCACAUAACGUACCUAACUGGUCCGGUGGUGAUCGCCAGUGCACUGUGUGUGAAGAGGGAAUGGUACACUUCCUCUUGCUGGGGGUGCUUACUGCCUGAUGCUCUUCCCAGACAAUGCCGAUGGGUUGUGAACGUUCUCUGGGUUUAUAACUCAUCUAACAGUUCAAAGCUGCUGUAUUCAUGUCUCUGAGCUCCAUGUGAAGAAACAUUAAAAUCAACCAAAGUUAGAGAGUGCUAUAGACAGAACAGUCGUUGGGCUACUGCUACACUGACCGAUGGGGGCUUUUGUAACCACAGUAAAAUGGGGGCUUGACCCAUUGAGCAAGGUGGAAAUGUGAGGGCGUGUGUUAAGGUAUGUGUGUGGGAUAUGAAGUAGUGAGCAUUUCUUUUUGCAUUGUGAGUGUGGACAGGUUGUGGUGUUUGUUUCAUUAAUGGGUGUGGAAAGUCCUGGUGUGAAAUACGGAGACACGAGACUGCAGCUGCUGUAAAUCUGGAGCGACACACGGGCUGGGGGAGCUCAGUGGGUUGGGCAGCAUCUGUGGAGGGAGGUGGACAGUUGACAUUUUGGGUCGAGACCCUUCAUCUGGACUGAGCUGGGAUCUGGCCCCAGUCCAGAUGAGGGGUCUUAGCCUGGGGCAUUGACUGUCCACUUCCCCCUGUGGGUGCUGCCUGGCCUGCUGAGUUCCCCCAGCCCUUGGGUUACUUGUGAACUACUGAGCAGGUCUGGAGAUGGAAACCAAAAAAAUGCUGGAAAUCUGCAAUAAAACAAAAGAACAGUGGAGCAAGAUUGCAAGAUCAGGCAGCACCUGUGGAGCAAGAAACCUUGCAGAUCGGAGACGCUUUAUCAGUGGAGGUGCCUUGGUGCCGCCGACAGUUGGACAGGGGAUCUAAGUGCAAUUUGCCCUCAACAAUGUUAGUCACGUGGCUGUGCUGAAAAAUAACUCGUGUUAGAUCUGCAGUGAAGACCAGAAACGUUCCAGAGUGAGAAAAGUGCCACUGAAACAAGCUGACUCACUAAAGGCGAGAUUGAACCGUUCCCUCGCUGUGGUCUGAGCAACAUGGGAAACCUUGCUGUCUCUGGGGGCCUUUUUGGUUCAACUUGCACGAUAUUGCAGUAACACAUCUCUGAGCUAAUUCUAGUACACAAUACAACCCAGUCUGCCUUUGCUCUGUCUCUAUCAGUCCCUCCCUGUUUGUCUUGUUCUUAGCUAUGGUUUGUUUGCCUUUGGCCUAACUUGAUCUGCAAGGUUUCUUGCUCCACAGCUCGCCUGCCUAACUUAAACUUGCUUCUUGAUUGUACACCACAAGUUCCCUGCCACAGUGACAUUAGCGAACUGCAGAACAUUGGUGACAGGCUCAAUGUCACACAGAGGAGAAGGUGCACAUUGCAGUCCGAGUUUGUGUUUGGCGUGAAUUUGUGGUAAUUGCUUCUCUGACGUCUUUAGAGAACAGGGUGUACAAAAGUAAUGUCUACCCUGUGAAGUUUCACACUGUGUGGUCUGGCUCUGGUGUUUCAGACACUGGCUCAGUUGGUGAAUAGUUCUCUUAACCUACAGUGAUCAACAUUCUGUGUGUGUUUUGCUCUCCCAUCCACUGCCUUCAAUUCUGUUGCUUUAGAGGCCAGACACACACUUGGCGUUUCUGUUUCCAUGGGCUUCCCGAUGUGCCAUGGCUGCUGUUUACAGGGAACAACACAGCAACUUUCUGUGGUUAGUUUAACAACACUGCCGUCCAUCAAUUACUCAACACAGCAUGCCACUUCCCUGGCCCCACAGCCCGAACACCAAUGAACGACUUCUCCCUACUCCAGCGAAAUGUAGAAAAUCAAAACCCAAAUUCUGCACUUUCACUUUACUCUGAGAAUUAAGAUUAAUAAGGAAACAGAUUGUGAAAUAAAUCUUAAAAUAACAGAGUUGUUGUGAUGGAAGAUUUUAAUUUCCCAAACAUCGAUUGGCAUCUCCAGACAGUGAGGAGUUUAGAUGGGGUGGAGUUUGUUAUGUGUGUUCAGGAAGGAUUCUUGACACUAUAUGUAGAUAGACCUACAAGAAGAGAGGCUGUGCUUGAUUUGGUAUUGGGAAAUGAACCUGGUCAGGUGUCAGAUCUCUCAGUGGGUGAACAUUUUGGUGAUAGUGAUCAUAAUUCUAUCUCCUUUACGUUAGCACUGGAGAGAGAUAGGAACAGACAGACUAGAAAGGCAUUUACUUGGAGUAAAGGGAAUUUUGAAGCCCUCAGGCAGGAAAUUGGAAGCUUAAAUUGGGAACAGAUGUUCUCAGGGAAAAGUAUGGAAGAAAUGUGGCAAAUAUUCAGGGGAUAUUUGUGUGGAGUUCUGCAUAGGGGAGUCACGAGAGGAUACAGGAACUGUGGUGUACAAAAGCUAUAAUAAAUCUAGUCAAAAAGAAAAGAAAAGCUUACUAAAGGUACAGAGGACUACGUAACGUUAGAGAUCUGGAAGAGUAUAAGGCUAACAGGAAGGAGCUUAAGAAGGAAAUUAGGAGAGCCAGAAGGGGACAUGAGAAGGCCUUGGUGGGCAGGAUUAAGCAAAACCCCAAGGCAUUCUACAGGUAUGUGAAGAGCAAGAGGAUAAGAUGCGAAAGAAUAGGGCCUAUCAAGUGCAGCAGUGGGAAAGUGUGUAUGGAUCCGGAAGAAAUAGCGGAGGUAUUUAAUGAAUACUUUACGUCAGUAUUCACUACAGAAAAGAUCUGGGGGAUUGUAGUGGGGACUUGCAGUGGACUGAAAAGCUUGAGCAUGUGAAUAUUAGGAAAGAGGAGGUGCUAGAACUUUUGGAAAGCAUCAAGUUGGAUAAGUCGCCGGGACCGGAUGAGCUGUACCCCAGGCUGCUGUGGGAGGUGAGGGAGGAGAUUGCGGAGCCUCUGGCUAUGAUCUUUGCAUCAUCAAUGGAGACAGGAGAGGUCCCAGAAGAUUGGAGGGUUGCGGAUGUUGUUCCCUUAUUCAAGAAAGGGAGUAGGGAUAGCCUAGGAAAAUAUAGACCGGUGAGUCUUACUUCAGUGGUUGGUAAGCUAAUGGAGAAGAUCCUGAGAGGCAGGAUUUAUGAACAUUUGGAGAGGUAUAAUAUGAUUAGGAACAGUCAGCAUGGCUUUGUCAAGGGUAGGUCCUGCCUUAGGAGCCUGAUUUGAAUUUUUUGAGGAUGUGACUAAACACAUUGAUGAAGGGAGAAUAGUAGAUGUAGUGUAUAUGGAUUUCAGCAAGGCAUUUCAUAAGGUACCCAAUGCAAAGCUUAUUGAGAAAGUAAGGAGGCAUGGGAUCCAAGGGGACAUUGCAGUGUGGAUCCAGAACCAGCUGGCCCACAGAAGGCAGAGUGGUUGUUGAAGGGUCGUAUUCUGCAUGGAGGUCGGUGACCAGUGGUGUACCUCAGGGAUCUGUACUGGGACCCUUACUCUUUGUGAUUUUUAUAAACAACCUGGAUGAGGAAGUGGAGGGAUGGGUUAGUAAGUUUGCAGAUGACACAAAGGUUGGGGGUGUUGUGGAUAGUAUAGAGGGCUGCCAGAGGUUACAGCGGGACAUAGAUAGGAUGCAGUGUUGGGCUGAGAAGUGGCAGAUGCAGAUCAACCCAGAUAAGUGUGAAGUGGUUCAUUUUGGUAGGUCAAAUAUGAUGGCAGAAUAUAGUCUUAAUGGUAGGACUCUUGGCAGUGUGGAGGAUCAGAGGGAUCUUGGGGUCUGAGUCCAUAGGACGCUUAAAGCAGUUGCACAGAUUGACUCUGUGGUUAAGAAGGCAUAUGGUGUAUUGUCCUUCAUCAAUCGUGGAAUCGAAUUUAGGAGCCGAGAGGUAUUGUUGCAGCUAUAUAGGACCUGGUCAGACCCCACUUGGAGUACUGUGCUCAGUUCUGGUCGCCUCACUACAGGAAGGAUGUGGAAGCCAUAGAGAGGGUGCAGAGGAGGUUUACAAGGAUGCUGCCUAGAAUGCGGAGCAUGCCUUAUGAAAGCAGGUUGAGUGAACUCGGCCUUUUCUCCUUGAAGCGACGGAGGAUGAGGGGGGACCUGAUAGAGGUGUAUAAGAUGAUGAGAGGUAUUGAUCGGGUAGAUAGUCAGAGGCUUUUCCCCAGGGCUGAAAUGGUUGCCACAAGAGGACACAGGUUUAAGUUGCUGGGGAGUAGGUAAAGAGGAGAUGUCAGGGGUAAGUUUUUUUACUCAGAGAGUGGUGAGUGCGUGGAAUGGGCUGCCGGCAACGGUGGUGGAGGCGGAUAUGAUAGAGUCUUUUAAGAAACUUUUGGAUAGGUACAUGGAACUGAGAAAAAUAGAGAGCUAUGGGUAAGCCUAGUAAUUUCUGAGGUAGGGACAUGCUUGGCACAGCUUUGUGGGCCGAAGGGCCUGAAUUGUGCUGUAGGUUUUCUGUUUCUAUAUACAUUGGCCCCUCCCGGGGUCAUUGGGUGGAGAUGUCUGUGUGUGGGUGUGAACGUGGGGGUGACCAGCUCUCACACGGCGAGGUCUUGGUCCAGUGGUGAGGAGGUGCAGGUGAUUGGAGAACGUGUUUUGCUGUGCGCGCGUGCGCGCGCACACACACACACACACACACACACACACACACACACACACACACACACACACACACACUUCCCACUGAGACCCCCACAGCGUGUAGACCCCCCCCACCCCCAUACAAGUAGAUUUAAUUACAGACAAAUCGUUCCAUCUGUGAAGAUUUCAACAGUGCUCAGUAUUACUGACACCAGUUAACCACAGGCUGUCCAUUAUCUGGCACAAUAUGUGCUGUGUGCUGGAGAUAGUGGGUAUUGGGCAACAGACCCCUGGGGAUGGUGUACUGUAUUCUUUGUGUAAUGAUUCAUUGUAUUCUGCAAUAUAGUAUUGGUUUAUAGUUGUCACGUGUACUGAUAUUUAGUAAAACGCUUUUGUUUGCGCGCCAUCCAGACAUCAUUCCAUACAUCAAGGUAGUAAAAAGAAAACAGAAUGCAGAAUAUAGUGUUGCAGUUACAGAGAAAGUGCAGAGCAGGCAGACAUUAAGGUGCAAGGGCCACGAUAAGGUAGACUGGGAGAUCAAAAGUUCAUCUUUGCGUGUAUGAGAGGUCUGUUCAGAAGUCUGGUGAGAUAGUUGUGUGUGUGGUAUUGACACUGUCACUGGUGGCAUAGGUAUGUGUGUGCUAUUGACACCGUCACUGGUGGGAUAGGUAUGUGUGUGCUAUUGACACCGUCACUGGUGGGAUAGGUGUGUGUGUGGUAUUGACACCGUCACUGGUGGGAUAGGGGUGUGUGUGGUAUUGACACCGUCACUGGUGAGAUAGGUGUGUGUGUGGUAUUGACACCGUCACUGGUGACGUGGUCCUGUCUCAUUCUACACUCCCUCCACGGUCCAGCCUACUGCUAUCGGGGGGACUGAUGUUGCCAGCAGUUCUUUACUGACCUUUUGCCCUCCAGUUGAAGACCAACAUGGAUGAAGUGGGUGUUGUGGCAACAAAGUUGUGCAUCAACCUGAAACUCGCACCUCAGAAUAUCUGUGCCCAGGCCAUCAAACUCUUUGAGCACGAUGUGAUUAUUGUUUGGGUCAAUUCCAUCUUGAAGCCCUCGGAGAUCUGUGGGCUGUUGGUGGGCAGUGACUGUGGCCAUUGGGAUAUAUACUCCGACUGGAACGUGACUCUCCCAGACACGCCGAAGCCUCCUGUUGUGCCACCUAAACCUCCCCGACCAGGAGCACCAGUCACCAGAGUUCUGUUCCUGACCGACAUUCACUGGGACAAGGACUACACCCCAGGGAGCAAUCCAGACUGCAGAGAUCCGCUGUGCUGCCGGCCAGGCUCGGGGGUCCCUCCCCCACACCGGAGAGGAGCCGGCAAGUGGGGGGAGUACAGUAAGUGUGACCUCCCCCUGUGCACCAUCGAGAACCUCCUGCAGCACCUGCAGACCCAACGUUACGAUCUGGUCUACUGGACUGGGGACAUCCCAGCACACAACGUCUGGCACCAGACUCGAGGAGAUCAGGUCCUGGCUCUCAACACCAUCACUUGGCUCAUCCGCCGUUACCUGGGCAAUGUAACGGUGUACCCGUCAGUUGGCAACCACGAGAGCACGCCUGUCAACAGCUUCCCUCCACCCUUCAUACACGGCAAUGAGUCUUCUGCCUGGCUGUACAGCAGCAUGGUGGAGGCCUGGAGGGACUGGUUACCCCAGGAGGCCCUGGACACCCUCAGGGGUGGAGGGUUUUACACGGUCUGGCUCCGGCCAGGACUGCGACUCGUCUCCCUCAACAUGAACUUCUGUUCCCAUGAGAACUUCUGGCUGUUGGUGAACUCAACGGACCCAGCCGGACAGCUGCACUGGCUGAUCAGCGUCCUUCAGGAAGCGGAGCGAAGUGGUGAGAAGGUGCACAUCAUUGGUCACAUCCCCCCUGGUCUCUGCAUGAAGGUCUGGAGCUGGAACUACUACCGGAUAGUCAACAGGUAUGAAGGGACGAUUGCGGCCCAGUUUUUCGGCCACACACAUGUGGAUGAGUUUGAGGUGUUCUAUGACGAGGAGACGCUGAGCCGUCCACUCUCUGUGGCAUUCAUCGCACCGAGUGUCACCACCUACAUUGACCUCAACCCAGGGUAUCGGGUUUAUCAGAUUGACGGCAGUUACCCGGGGAGCUCGCAUUUGGUGCUGGAUCAUGAGACGUACAUCCUGAACCUGACGCAGGCCAACGAGAGCGGGCGCCCCAGGUGGACCCUUCUCUACACGCUGCGGGAGGCUUACGGGAUGCGUACGGCCUUCCCCGCCGACUUCGACAGUCUCAUCGGUCGCUUGCUGAAGGACGAACGCCUCUUCCAGAAGUACUGGUUCCUGUACCACAAGGGCCACACCGCACAGGUGUGUCGCGAAGCCUGCAAGACGGGCGCCAUCUGUGCCCUGCGCACUGGCCGCGCAGACGAUCCUGAGCUCUGCAAGGACCUGCUCACAGACGUGGCGUACGGGGAGCUGCAGGCACACCGGCAGCGGCGCAAAAUGUGCUGAAAUCCGCUGCAGGAAUUGUCAGGAUCGUCAGUCCAACCAGUCCCAUUGUGAUGGAUCCACGGAUCAGUGAACUUCCACUCGCAGGGCAGGGCAGGGGAGGGGCAGCAGGGGGUCACCUGGUCGCUGGCGUCCAGCCUCUGACCUGGGCUCCAAGCUCUCCUAUGGGCAGGGGCAGACCAGUGAACGUCACGGGACGCCAGUGUGACUAACCAAGGCACCUUGCAGCCCUCUGCGCCACCCACACACCCAGCACACUCUCCCACCUCGCCCCCCGCACACUCGCCCCCCCUGUGCACGCCCUCCCAGCACUCGCCCCCCCACCAGCCCACUCUCUGCCCCUCACCCCCCUGACCAAGAGACCAGGCUUGGUUCUCCCAGCCCUGGUCCUGCCGCGUGGACAACGGUGAUGGGAUGAGGAGGUUCAGCAUUUGAAGGCCCUCAUCGUUCCGUUACAUCCCACUCAUAUCAACUCCUCCCACUUCCAUUGUGUCCCAAGUUCUGGGGACCAGUUGGCGCUUUCGGAACUUGAGGCUUUUUGGAGACGGUCCAAGAUUAUCACUGCUCCAGAGUGUUUGCAGAUCACAACAGCCAUGCCCUCCAGCUCAGUCAAUGAGCAACUGCCAAUAAAAUCCUUCAGUAGGGAGGUUCCGGAUGUUCUAAGGUUAGAGCUGAGGUGGCCUGGGAGUGUGUGAUGGGACGGUGCGGAGGGAGCUUCACCCUGUGUCUGACCCCGGGAGUGUGUGAUGGGACGGUGCGGAGGGAGCUUCACCCUGUGUCUGACCCCGGGAGUGUGUGACGGGACGGUGCGGAGGGAGCUUCACCCUGUGUCUGACCCCAGGAGUGUGUGACGGGACGGUGCGGAGGGAGCUUCACCCUGUGUCUGACCCCGGGAGUGGGUGACGGGACGGUGUGGAGGGAGCUUGGCUCUGUGUCUGACCUGUACAGCUCCUGCCCUUGGUGUGUGUAUCCCUGUUAUAAUCUCUGUUGCACCUGCACUAAUGUAAUUCACUUUAAUGAACUUGAAAACGUGUGCCAAUACUUCCAGACUGAAACCUUGUUCCCUCACUUUGGGAGUGUGAACAAUGAAUGAUGUAAAUUCUU